AGUGCUGUCAUCGUCACUGGCGGCUAUUUUUGUAUGUUGUUGACUUAUCUCCACUCUCGAUACAAACAACAAACAAGUGCGUAACACAAGAUAUACCCGCUUCGCCACGUUGACCCCCUCCAUCCCCGUCUCCAAUUCUCCAUCCAGUGCCCUCCUCCCCUCCACCUCCUUCCCCAGGAGCAUCCUUCCAGCGAGUCUCGGUCGUCGGCGCCGUUAGACUAGUACGGCCUUGUCGCCGAGGCGUUGCUAUAGUUACCUGUGACACGAAUCCAUACUGCACGAAGGAAGGAAGUGUGACAGCAAGCGGCGCUUAGCCUAACUGCAUUGGUGUCAGUAAGCGAAGCCCGUGGAGCAGCAUCACCUGAUGAUUGUCUGGUCAGGUGAGACUUUGUCCGACUGAAGGUAGAUUACAGGCACGUGUUGGAAGAGUGCGACCAUGGAGUCAGCUCUCGACAUUCGAUCUCCCACCAAGGAUACCCCGAAAAUCGAGGUGACCCAUCCGCAUGUGCCAAUGGGUUCUCAGGAAGACCUCAUCACCAAGGCACCCGACUCGCCUCCUUAUCGGGGUGGACAGGAUAACCCUGCCUUUGCGCACGAUGCUGCUUCCCUCUUCCCGCGGGCGCCAUCUCCUGUGGAUCCCAUCUGGUCGCCGAGUGAACCAACCUUUCCAGGGUUCGUAUCCUAUCGCCGGGGCAGCUACAGCUACUCCCUGUCAGGGGUGGACAAGGACAAUCUUGCUGUCCCCUACCUCAGCCACAAAGCCAGACGCCAGAGUCUAGCUUCAACAUGGAGCAGAGACUCGUCCGGUGUUGUGGGGAUGUCGCUGGCUUCCCCCAAACGUCGCCUGAAGCCAGUGUCGUCGCUGACCAUCGAUGUCUCCUCCGACGUGCGGUCGCAGGCGGCGCCCAGCCCCGGGCUGUUCAGCACGCGGUCAAUGUGGAGCACCUCUGACCUCCUGCAGACCCCCGCCAACCUUGACCUCGAGACUAUGUCCAACAUGUCGGGUUCAAUUCGCAGCAGAGGCCUGUCCAUUUACAGCACAGACACUGACCUGCCCUUCAGCAGGCCUCGUUUCAGCCUGGGGACCAGCAGCCUGUCGAAUGUCAGUGGCAGUCUGGGCGACCGCAUGCACGAGCUUGUCCGCGCCUUCUCCAGUCGCACCCAGCGCUGCAAGGAGCGAAUCUCACAGCCUCCCACCCCUUCGUCUCUCUUCCAGUGGAGACGCUCGCUCAGCCAUCUCGGCCCUGGACGACAAGCCUCAGCCCCGCAACAUUCGCUUCAACUCUUUCAUUCCGCUGGGCUCGCGCACCAGCGACGCCUUCUCCGAGCCUGGCCAGGAGACCUUCGUCGGCGUCGGCCAUUGCCGCUUCAAGUUGCCAAAUGUUUCAAGAGAAAAAUGCGCUUCCCCGAGACCAUUGAACCGCACAAUACUAACCAGCCGGUCCGAGGGCAAGCUGUAUCUUCCUGGCUGUGUGUGGUGAUGGUCGCCUACAUGUACAACGUGACUGUCAUCCCACUGCGCGCCGUCUUCCCCUACCAGACACAAAACACGGUCUACUGGCUCAUCUUUGACUACACCUGCGACAUCAUCUACAUUCUGGACAUACUAAUCUUUAAAGGGAGACUCAGAUUUACCGACAACGGUAUUGUUGAGACAGACAGACAGAAAACAAAGAAGCACUACUACAGCAAAUGGAUGUUUAAGUUCGACAUCUUCUCGCUGAUGCCCCUUGACCUCUUCUACAUCCUGGUGGGGAUCAGUGGCACGAGCGUGUGGCUCCGUCUUCCUCGCAUCUUUAAGAUACAGACCUUCUGGGAGUUUUACGAGCGCUGCGACCAGGCUGCCAAGUCAUCUGCACAUGCUGUCAGGAUCGUGAAGACGAUGACGUACAUGUUGUACUUGAUCCACAUCGAGACGUGCGGCUACUACGCUGUGUCUGUCUACGAGGGCAUCGGCAUCAACCGCUGGGUGUACAGUGGCAAGGGCAAUGCUUACAUCCGCUGCUUCUACCUGGCCACGAAAACGGCAACUUCCAUUGGCAACAACCCCAAGCCCACCAACAACCUCGAGUACAUGUUUAUGACCUUCUACUGGCUGUCUGGCGUCUUUGUCUUCGCUCUCCUCAUCGGCCAGAUUCGGGACAUCGUGGAGGCUGCCGGGCAGGUGAAGGACAAUUACCGCAAGAAGAUGGACGCCGCGAUGUGGUACAUGCAGUCCAUCAACAUCUCGCACGGAAUCCAGGACCGGGUGCGCAAGUGGUUCCUGUACAACUGGGAGCAGUCCAAGACGAUUGACGAACGCUCACUAGUGGCAGCCUUGCCCCGGAAGCUCCAGGCUGACCUCGCUAUCAAUGUUCACUUCAAUACUCUCAGUAAAGUGCAACUCUUUCAGGACUGUGAGCGCAACUUGCUGUAUGACUUGGUCUUGAAGCUCAAGCCCAAUGUUUUUCUGCCUGGCGACUACAUUUGUCGUAAGGUAGGGAGAAGUCGGAAAGAGAUGUACAUCGUCAGUCAAGGCCAGGUGGAGGUGCUGGGAGGAGAGAAUAACGAGCGUGUCCUGGCGACCCUCACCGAGGGCAGCGUGUUCGGGGAGAUAAGUCUGCUAGCGAUGGCAGGGGGAGGCAACCGACGCACUGCGGACGUUCGUUGCAAGGGCUACACCAACGUCUUCACUUUGUCCAAGAGUGACUUCGAGGAAGCCAUGACCGAGUACCCAGAGGCUCAGAAGCUCCUCAAGAAGCGGGCCAAGAGGCUACUGAGGGAAAACGCCAAGCUGGAAAAGAAGUGUCAGAAGACAGUGGCCGAAGAAAUCAUAAAACCACCCUCAGAAACACCCAAGUUGGUCAAGACUGUUCUACAGGUGCUAAACCCGGAGUCUACGGUGGCCCAGCGGUUGGGCUCUUCUAUCAAACGUUCUUCUACCACUUCCAAUGGGAAUCACCUGCAGGUACCUGGUCCUCAACACAAAACACGGAACAUCGACCAUGCGCAGAGAAACAAUAUGGCCUUCGACAUAAGUGACGAACAGCUGCAGCCUCACAUUAAAACAGACUUUUACGGCGAUGACUACCGAGAUAUCGACGUCAACGACAAUGAAUGUGACGAAGUACUCAUCGUUGAGAGAAUUGAACAGGCCACUCCAGACUUGGAUGUAGAUGACGAAAAUCUGGGUGCGGAAGAUUCAGACAUCUCCGAUGUAGAGACUGGUGAAAGAAAUCACUGUUCUGAUGAAUAUGACCCUGUUUCCCAGGAGACGAAUUUCUGCCCAGAGGGACAUGCUGAGUUCGUGGAACCCGACAUGUGGAAACAGAAGAGGGGAAAAGAUGUGAAGAAGAAAAGGAGAAAAAUGAAGGAGAAGACAGGCGAUGAAGCGGAGAAGAUCAGCAUCAACGAUGACAGUCAAGAUUCAGGAUUCCCCACUCAAAGCACAGAGAAGUUUAUCACGCCGGAGGACAGCAAAGACCACCUUGACACCGCGGCUCCAGCAGCAACUCUCGAGCAUCCAGCUCUGCAGAAACGACACAGCAGUCCGGCCACCACGCAGCUCGCGUCCUCAACCCACAAGGCGGAUGAAGAAGCUGACAACAAAGGGAGUAAUUUGCUUAUGAUGCAGGCACGAGGACUGACUGCCCCCGAGCGUGUCCGCAAGGUCAGCAUCGUGUCACUGCCAUCAUUUCCAGGAUCGGUUACCGACGCAGAUAAAGACACGAACCUGGUGCGCGUGACUCGCAGCAGCGACAACCACAACAUCGUAGGCUUAGGGGGUGCGAUGACCACCACGCCGCAGCCUUCCAUGACGCCAGUGGAGACGCCCUUACCCUCCGUGGGCGGCGUCCCCCAGGUCAACGGGCUUCCCAGUCGAGCGGCGUCCGAGGAAUGUGCCCCCCGCUCCAUCCCUCCCGAGAACCAGGUGACGUGCGCUGUGGAGGUACAUCGCGAGAAGACCAAGACGCCCACUGUGAUGAUGGUGGAGCAGUCGACGACAACGCCAAUGACACCCGAGACUGUCGGUCCCCGCGUCAGCCCCACCCCGUCCACCACGUCGCGUUCGCUGCUGCCCUACGAGUACGGGUGCAUGAGGGAGACGAUCGUGUGAGCAGAGCUCCUUCCGGCAUCCUGUUCCUUCAAAUCUUUCUACAACAUUCUCCUUAUGUGAUUUUGUUUUACAGCAGACUUCUCAUUACAAAAAAAUAUAGAAACCAACGGAGUAGUAAACUGUAUGGACUUGAAUAAUACUGCUGUACAUCUUGCAAUAGUCUUGAUGUCAUUAAAAAAAAAAAAAGCAAAGAGUACCCUGGUUGUUAUCCACAUUACAGAGUCGCCUAGUUGUACAUUUAAGGAAUAUUCACGGAAUGGUCUUUUGAACCAACUGGCACCUUGAGCUUUAACCUGGGAAAAUAAACACAUUCGCAAGUUGUCGCUAGAAAGCAGGGGAAAGAAUGGACCUCACAAGAGCAAUGACUACAAUGAAGUGUUCCGCAAGCAUUCAGCCCAGUCAUCCCUUCCAUGUCUUUGUCAAUUUGAAGAAUAAAGCAACAGUUGCCUGUCGGUUUGUGCGCGUGUAGAUUCAACCUGCAGGUGCAUGUGCAUGCCUGUGAACAAGGAGGAACAGGAGACGGGAAUGUCCAAGAAAAAACAGGAGAAAGAAGAGAUCAUGGGCUUGGCUUGGCGUGCGACAGCGCGUGUCGUGGAUGCACGUAAAGGAAAUAAGAUGAAAAGCUAAGGUGAGAUGGGAGUUGAUGGCAGGCCUGUACAGAGGAAAUAUGUAUGCAGAUCAUCAAUAACAACAAAAACCCAGCCAAUGCGGAAAAUACCUUCAGGUAACAAAGGUUUCAGUCUGUGUCCCUUGAAAUGCUAAACUGAGUGUGCAGAUGCAUGUUUUGUAAGCAUGAAUCGUGUUCUAAGAAAUUUAAAGUCAGAUCAUUUGAUGGAGCAACACCAGGAAUAAUAUUGAUAACACUGAUCGAUCUUCAUCUCAUUUGCAAGGCUUAUGAAAACAAGAAUUUUUUAAAUUUUUAUCUUUUAAUAAGAUUUCAAAGUUAAAAGAAUCACUGAUCGACAGACCUGUCAUCUCUUUUGCUCAGAAGUGCACACAUUCACAGUAACUAAGGUAACCUCAGAGAUCCUUUGGCUCUUAUGUACAGGUUGGAAUUGUUCACAUUCACAUUUCAUCUGACUGUGCCUCCACAUUACUACAUGGAACAGCUAUCAGGUUAACCGUUCAUAAGUUGACCGAAGCAACUAGAUUUUGCACAAUAGGCAUGUUGCCAAACAUGUAAGAUACAAAUCUUUCAAUCCCUACAAAUAACCAUCUCUAUGUAUUGAUUCCCAUCCAUGUAAAUUGGUUUGAAAUUUAAAAAAAAAAAUAGUUGAUGAAUUAAAACUGUUAAUACAGUUUUAAAAAAUGUAGAUAGGCAUAAAGAGACCAUUUA
Pomacea canaliculata is the source of this 5432-nucleotide messenger RNA. RefSeq lists its product as uncharacterized. The record is from RefSeq and is a predicted model, not a curated record. Gene Ontology annotation, molecular function: protein-containing complex binding; intracellularly cAMP-activated cation channel activity; intracellularly cGMP-activated cation channel activity. Gene Ontology annotation, cellular component: plasma membrane; intracellular cyclic nucleotide activated cation channel complex. NCBI's taxonomy places the organism in Eukaryota, Metazoa, Mollusca, Gastropoda, Architaenioglossa, Ampullariidae. Gene Ontology annotation, biological process: monoatomic cation transmembrane transport.